This is a messenger RNA of Rhipicephalus sanguineus (brown dog tick), 1060 nucleotides long. RefSeq names its product doublesex- and mab-3-related transcription factor A2. The record is from RefSeq and is a predicted model, not a curated record. Lineage: Eukaryota; Metazoa; Arthropoda; Arachnida; Ixodida; Ixodidae. Bases 53 to 1060 code for a protein of 335 amino acids. Gene Ontology annotation, biological process: regulation of transcription by RNA polymerase II; sex differentiation. Gene Ontology annotation, cellular component: nucleus. Gene Ontology annotation, molecular function: DNA-binding transcription factor activity, RNA polymerase II-specific; RNA polymerase II cis-regulatory region sequence-specific DNA binding. The transcript is spliced from 3 exons.
CACAAUGGACGCAGCAGGAUAAGCGGUGACGUCAUUCCGCGCUCCUGGAGCGAUGAGCGGCGGCGGCGGCGGUGCGUCGAGUCCCCCCGCUUCUUCUUCUUCGUCCUCGGCCGCCAGGAGGCCCAAGUGCGCUCGCUGCCGCAACCACGGCGUCAUUUCGUGGCUCAAGGGCCACAAGCGACAGUGCCGGUUCAAGGACUGCGCAUGCGCAAAGUGCAACCUCAUCGCCGAGAGACAGCGCAUCAUGGCCGCACAGGUGGCCCUGAAGCGUCAGCAGGCCGCCGAAGACGCCAUCGCCAUGGGUCUGCGUGCCGUGGCCACCGGACGUUCUCUACCCUUCCUGCCCCCGGGACCCAUCUUCGGACUGCCCCUGGCCGCCAAGGCAAUGGCGCAAGCCAGGGGCUCGGGAGCCCGAGCCAAAGAAGCGGCGGCUAAGAGGGCGGCCCGCGAGGCCGCCAGGGCUCUACAACAGCAGCAGCAACAGCAGCAGAGGCAACACAGGCAGCAAGACCAGAUGCGUAGGGACGACGAGGAAGACCGCUCGUCGUCUCCCCCACUGUCACCGGGACAGCCUCCGGCACGACCACUGUCUCAGCCGGCUGCCGCGGUGGCGCCACCGUCGGCGCAACCCUCGCUGCGGCCGGAAGCGGAGGACGUACAGGCAGCCGACUCCGACAGCCCACUGUCGCCUGGUCCGUCGCUAUCCCGCAUCGCGCUCCCCCCACCGGAGCGACAACCGGCCGGGCUACUCCAGGAGGUGCUGCGCGGCUAUGACGGUGGCGCUGGCGGCGGCGUUGGCGCCAGCGACUGGAUGCGCGCCUUCGAGCGGCUGCACCACUCGACGCCCGGAACGCGCUCGGCGUUCCGCGCGCCGGUCGCCGCUGCGGCGGCCGCAGCGGCCGCUGCCGCCGCCCAGCUCUGGAGGCCUCCGCCGGGUUGCCUACUGACGCCGGCCUGCCCACUGUUCCUGCCGGCAUGCCCGCCGGGGUGUCCGCAGUGUGCACCGCUCCUAAGCCAGGCGUGGGCGCUGGGCGCCGAAGCCGGCAUCAAGCACGAAUGA